Messenger RNA from Fimicolochytrium jonesii, 1084 nucleotides. Its product is annotated as osteoclast stimulating factor 1. The record is from RefSeq and is a predicted model, not a curated record. Bases 184 to 822 code for a protein of 212 amino acids. Gene Ontology annotation, biological process: signal transduction. The transcript is spliced from 4 exons. Gene Ontology annotation, molecular function: protein binding. NCBI's taxonomy places the organism in Eukaryota, Fungi, Chytridiomycota, Chytridiomycetes, Spizellomycetales, Powellomycetaceae.
UACGGUGUCUGGCCUGUUCGGUGCUCAGGCCAUUGGACUAAAGUCAAAGAAGCGACGAAGCUCCUAGAGAUCGCAGGUGGGCCGUCCGGCGCGUCACUCUGACCCAGCAAGCUAUGCUACUAUCGGAACCGUACCGUAUCUGAACCUUCGAAAACAGGUUCAUAAACGGGAAAGAAGCACUCAAUGGCGCCGCCACCACCGCGUCCUAGCCGUCCGGGAAAGAAGGAGAUUUCUGUUGUUCGAGCUCUAUACGAUUACGCAGCUCAACGCCCAGACGAACUCAGCUUUCAAGAGGGUGAUGUCCUUUACGUGUUGAACAAAGACGAGGAGCACUGGUGGAAGUGUCGGUGCAAUGACAAGGAGGGAUUUGUGCCAAAGAACUAUGUGGGCGAGAACACGGCUGAAAUCGACAAUCCUCUGCACGAGGCUGCCAAAAGGGGAAAUCUGGGGUUUGCCAAGGAGCUGCUGAGCGCUGGAGUCUCCGUAAAUGCCCUCGACAAAGCUGGGAACUCGCCUUUGCAUUGGGCUAGUAGAGGCGGCCACGCGGAUGUUGUGCGUUGCUUGUUGGAUUACAAGCCGGCCAUCAACGCGCAGAACAAAUUGGGCGACAGUCCCUUACAUCUUGCGUCGUGGGGUGGUCAUACAGCGGUGGUGCAGCUAUUGAUCUCACAGCCUACCAUUGACACUCGACUGAAAAACAACGACGGCAAAACCUCUGUCGAUCUGGCCAAAUCUGAUGAGACGGCUGCGUUCUUGAUGCAGGCGAUCGGCGCCGGUUAUGCGUCGGGAAUGGUGGAGGAUGAGGAGGACGAGGACGAUUGAGCUUCCCAGCGUACUUUCUCUGGAAGACAGCUCCGUGCGAGUCAAGUUUUGUAGGGUAGGGCGUUUUCAAUGAGCUCAACAUGUAGUUAGCAUCUUCAGAUAGAUCGCCCGGGUCAAUGGAAGGUGAUAAUGGACGCGUUCGCUGCUGGCGAGUUCUCCCAAUGGAUCCGAGGGCUCGAGGAAGCCAUCUUGUAUCAGAAAGUUGGAACGCUACAUAUGCAACGGGCCGGCCAUUGUCGAGGCUCGAGCGUGCUCACAGCAC